Messenger RNA from Prunus dulcis (almond), 1501 nucleotides. RefSeq lists its product as uncharacterized. Bases 92 to 1216 code for a protein of 374 amino acids. NCBI's taxonomy places the organism in Eukaryota, Viridiplantae, Streptophyta, Magnoliopsida, Rosales, Rosaceae. The record is from RefSeq and is a predicted model, not a curated record. The transcript has 2 exons.
CUCUCUUUCUCUCUCUCUAGUCUCAGUCUCAGUUUCAACUCUCUCUCUCUCUCUCUCUCUCUCUCUCUCUCAAAAACCCCUCACCGAGGCUAUGACUAUCUCGUCUCUUCUUCAAAACCCCUUUGAAAUGAUCCCUUCUUCUUCUUCUUCUUCUUCUUCUUCUUCUUCUGCUGUCAAUUUAGUCCGUCUCCACCUAGGAGAAGUCCAUUUCCAUGCGAUGAAAGCUGCAGAGGUUGAAGAAAGCUGUAACGAACCUCAAAGGGUCCAUUCACGCCCAAUCAAUCGACCCUCUUCAGCUGAUAUCAUGUCACCAAAUGCCAGUCGACUGUACUCGGCCGCAGUAACCAACGGCACAAACAGUACCACAAGCUUGAGCCCAGAGAGGGUCUUUUUGUCUUCAAUCCCCGUCAACGGCCUGAGCCGACAAGAUGCAAUCGCUGCAAGUGCGGGCUACCGCCUGAACAUGGACUUACACAGCAGCAGCAGCCAUCAUGUCGUGGGUUUCUGUUUUCUGCCGCCACCUGAGCUUGCCGAUCUGAACUACGCGGCGAGGCGCAUCCCGGACCUCAACUUGCCACCAUCAGAUGUCUCAGCUUCGGAGCUGGUCCUAAGAAUCAAGGACAGAAACAUCCUCCUAUUUAUCGAUGCUGUGCGUUCGUUGGUUGUCAAGCACGGGAGCCCCGAGGAGCUGGCGGAGUACAUGAAGAACAAGAGCAGCUUGACCAAACCCCAGCUUUGGAAUCUUGAUUCUAUUCGGAUCUGGAAUAUGCUGUCCCUCUCCCGGGGAGGUGAAAUUGAGAAGGAGCUGGUGGAUGAAGGCCUGGUCGAAGCCCCAAUUCGCGUCGAGGAUCUUCCAUCGCCGCUGGAUCUGGUCCUCGCUCCGCCACAUCACUAUAAGGCCUCCGGCAACCAAGAUGCUAGGAUUGAUUACAAGUACAAGCAAGCAUCAACUUGGUUCGACAACAACAAAGAGACUUUGUCCUCGGAUGCUCGAAAUUAUGAUGUUGUUGAUGAGGAAGAGGUCCAGCGCAGCGGUAAUUAUGAUGUUGUUGAUGAGGAGGACGAGAGCAGCGGUGAUGAGGCUGAUCAUCAUCAGGACCAGAAGCGCAAAGCGGUGGCUGUUAUGGACGACCAGGAUCCGUAUGAUCAGCAUCUCCAGAGGAAGAAGGCCAGGCACUGUGGAGCUCUUCGUAUUGAUGAGCCCGCCAAUCCAUGAGUCUGAAGCUGCAGAGGAGAGGACUCAUCAUCAUCAGCCUCAACCCACCAGUUCAAAUGCCCCAUCCAUCCAUCCAUCCACUUUUUUCUUUAAUUUUUUUCUGCAAUUAUAUAUACACGAAUGUAUGACUUUAGUUAUACAUAAAUAAGAUGCUGGUCUGGAUCCAGGCUGGAAGUUUUUCGGGUAUUAUUAUAUACGGAUGUUCCGAUGUUGUAUUAUCGGGACAUAUAUAUUUAUGUCUCCUUGAUUGGUUUGUUAUUGCAAUGUAUUAGAAUAAUCAAUUUG